This is a messenger RNA of Prunus armeniaca (apricot), 219 nucleotides long. The record is from the annotation of a GenBank genome assembly. NCBI's taxonomy places the organism in Eukaryota, Viridiplantae, Streptophyta, Magnoliopsida, Rosales, Rosaceae.
AUGCAUGGACCUACAAGGAAGCAUAUGGGGACUGCCAAGAGAGUACUUAGAUACAUUCAAGGUACUCUUGACUAUGGCAUAACAUAUGAGAAGGGAAAAGAAGCAAUGCUUGUUGGAUAUUGUGAUAGUGAUUGGUCAGGAUGUGAAGAUGAUAUGAGGAGUACGUCUGGCUAUGCUUUUUGUGGGAGCAAAUUUCGUCCCACAAGAAUAUUCGCCUAA